AAUUUGCUAGAGUCUUCUCACAGUUCUGAAACGUUUAGUAGUCGAAUUGCUGAGUGUUAAUUUCUCCGCUUCCUAUCGUUUUACCAGCGUGCGCUCCCGUAACGCUCGCGCUACAUCGGUAAGCUUACAAAUUGUCCUUAUUUCGUUGGCCAUUAUGGUCUGGCUCGUUAUCCCCUUUCUUGUCAUAUUGUAUGUCCUUUCCCGUGUAAUUCUUAUGGCCUUAGUCAAGUAAAAUACAUGUCUAUCAUUGUGGGUAAUUCGCCUCCGAGUUCACUUAAAUUCCAAUUCGAAACAACAUUUAAUUCUUUGGUAAUACUAACUCCCCAAGGGGAUGUAUUACAUAAUGGUGGCAGCGCUUUUUGAACUCAACCACAAUGAAUGAUGAUGAUGUUAUUACUGGCGGGUCUAGAAUUCCACGAACUCCCAUACAACCCAGUGUGCCCCAAAUUAAUGUUCCCCGGCCCAGUGAGCCAACUGUUGCUAGAUCGCUUAAUUUUGAUAAGUUGCAUGUUGAACCCCAAAUUGCACCUGAUACAUGUCCAGCUUGUACCACUCCCAAACCAAUUUCUGAACCGGCUAGUAAACCCGCUUCUUCCGUUGUAAGUACACAACCAUCUAGAGUUAGUUCUCAGUUAAGUAAGCUUAGGUCUAACGGUGCGUACGAAGCCGUAGCUCGUCUUGAUCUUGUUUCCAGACGGAAACCCAGAGGUAGUUUUGCCUAUGGAACCGUUUCAGAGAAGCGUUCACCCUCUAUUUUUGCUAGAAUUGCUGCGCGUAUUUCUCCAGCUAAGUCUCCUCCAAAAGUUUCGCCUAAGUCUAGUUCAGUAGCAAAAACUGUGUUAGGGUUUUUCACGAGGAACUCCCCGAAUGGAAAAUCAACUGAACCUGAGCCUACGACAUCUAUUCAACAAAAUCAAGAACAAUCAACAGAAGAUAUUCCAGCCAAAAACGAGCCAGCUUCCGUACCUUAUCCUUGCGAUCAAGAGCCUGAAGGAGAGAGAAGCGAACUUUCAGUCGACCGAUCCGAAGACCUGGGUACAGCUAAUUUGGUUGAUUCAAGACAUCCGUCUAUCGAACCACUAUUUACCCGAACCGAAUCCAACGACGGUGUGGACAGAACCUACGAUCCUGCUGAGACAUCUGACGUCGAUCCUACAGGUGAAACUACACGCACAGGUGAAGAAAACAACCCAAUCGGAAGCCCAAGCGUCCGUGCUGACAUCGAUCUUCAUAUCACAUGCGAGACAAUUCCUGAUAUUUCUGCUGAGUCAAAUUCACUACAUCACGGAACUGCAAGGCGUGACACCACAGAAACACGAGACAAUCUUAGCCUCGUUUCAGAAUUUUGCAACUUCCAUCAGACACCGAGAAGAACGCUACCUACAUCUAACGAACGAAGUGAGAGAGUUAUCCUCCCACUUAGAAGUUCAGCUACUGACCCAUCAACAGUCGUUCCUGAUAGACAUCCGCAAUUUAAUCUUCUACCUGCGGGAGCUACGCCUGCUGACUCCGCUGGAACCGCUAAUCCCGGAAAUCAACUCGUUGCUGAGGAAAUUGGACAACUUCCCGGGAGCAGUCAACCCGAACAACGUGCAGUUGGCGGAGGAGAUCAAACAAACACUCUCCCAAAUCAAGGACCAAUUGCCACGGUUCCUACCAUCCCAUACGGCGGAGGACGUACCUCAACCACCCGCGGCCCAACAACCAGCACACCAUCAAGAGGAGAGGACCGUUCGCCGUCCACGACAGGUGCGAUUCGCCGACCACCGCCCUAUUCGCUUCUCCCGUCGUCGAUGUUCGACCCGACGCCCACGCAUACUGAUUACGCCACCCAGGAGCGUCGCAGACGUUACAGCGAAUCUCGAUCAUCUACGAACAGCAUUACAACACAAUCUCACAAUUCAAGACAGGAGAACUUAAGAGCGCAAGAAACAAAUCCUAAGAACAUGGCUCAAUGUCCUUCCCCUAGUAGAGCAGCUACAGCUAGAGAUCUUGAUGAUCUCCAGAAUAAUCAGCAUACCUUUUCCCGUUUGCAGUUACUUCCUUCGUUUUCCGGAAGUCCACUUACGCGUUUCGACUCUUGGCUAGAAUCUUUCGAAGCUAUAGUAGACACAUCAGGAUGGUCAGGAGAGAAAAUUGUCCAAAUGCUUCGUGCUAAGUUAACAGACAGAGCUUUUUCCGUAAUUCAGGCCAUUUUGAAAGAUCUUCCGCAUGAUUAUGAUUCGGUCAAAGAAGCUUUGCUCGAUCAUUUUCACGGCGACGAAAAUGUUGAUUUAUAUCUUAAGAAAUUUAACAAAGCUAAGCGUAAGCCAGGAGAAAAGAUCGUUGAUUAUGCCUUUCGACUUCAGGAAAUUUUCAAGCGUGCAUAUCCUGUAGCUCACUCUGAGAAGUCUUUUGCAAUCAUUUUAAUGCAGAAAUUUAUUGAAGGCUUAGAUUCCAAACUACAGACGAAAGUUAAGUAUAAGGACUUUAAGGAUUUUGGCGAACUAGUUACUUCAACACGGACGUAUGCUAGUAGACUAGAAGCGUUAGAAACAGAUCGUGAAAGGCAGGAGUUUAUUCGGUCUAUUGAUGGCACACAUGGCACCAAUAGCGCAGAAUUGACAGAGCUUAAGCAAAUGAUAGUAGAUCAGAAAGAAAUGAUGAUGAAGGCAGUGGCUAACGUUCACCAUGAAGACAAGCCUGUUGUGGAAAAGAAAACUGAAAGUGAGCAGAUUAGGGACGUUCUUAGUGAACUCGUGCAGAGCGUAAAGAAACUCCAUCUCAAUAGGAAAGACGUCUCAUAUCCUUCAAACACACAGUAUAGGAAACAGGUCUCGUUUCAACCGACUUUAGCUAAUCAGCAAGAUGGUAACGUGAGAGCUCCGCAGCAGCGCUUCAAUAACAAUAAUGGAAAUAGACAAUUUGUAAACUCCCAAAAUAGUUCUACAAACAGUAGUCCGCCAGCCCCCAGACCUCCAAAUGAUUUCAAUAAUCGACCUUUACAGUCGUCGGUUGUUUGCAAUUUUUGCGGUUACCGAGGUCAUAUUCAGGCAGAUUGUCGCCGUUAUCAACGUCAAGGACUAGAACAAGCUCAGCCGCCUAUUUGUUAUUCUUGCCGUGACAUCGGGCAUAGAUCUAACAAUUGUCCUAAGUUCAGAAACAAUAAUAGACCUCAUUCCCGGUUCUCCUCAACAUCAGGAAAACCAGUAGGAAUCAACUGUAGCUUCGGGUCAGUUGAUGAAGAGCCUCCCCGCAAAUCCCGACAAGUCGCAAAAUUAACAACAAUUACGAAUGAAUCGACUCCAAGAAUUCCGUUAAAGAUUUUCCAGGUCCCGUUCCAAGCAUUAUUCGAUACAGGCGCGUCUAAAAGCAUUUUACAUGAACGUUUAUUUAAGAAGUUACCCCCUAGAGGUCAGGCGAUCUGCAGCCAGCUUGACUUCGAUUUAUAUGAUGUAGGAGAAAAUAAGUUACAUACGCUGGGAAAAGUGACUCUGCCCGUUGGAUACGGGGAGACAAUUUUACAGCAAGAAUUUAUUGUUACAAACGGUGUUUCUGAAGAUUGUAUCCUUGGAUGGGACGCAAUCCAGAAGCAUGGUUUUCAGCUUGAUGGAGAAACAAAGAGUAUUUACUUAGCUAGAGAUGGGCAAGGCCCCUCUUCUAUUUUUAGGGUGCCGGAAAUGGCAGUUACAGCAGUCAAAAAGACGACGUUACCUCGUCAGACGUCGCUAGUAACUGUAGGCCAAUUGAAGGGUUCAUUUCCGUAUGUACCUCCGAAUUCGGCAUUUAUCUUCACACCAUGUGAGAAUUUGCCAAAUGGAAUUUAUAUUGAAGAAUUUAUAGGAAAGGUAUCGGGAGAUGGAGCAUAUAACAUUAUAGUCGAGAAUCAUUCGUUACAGCAAGUCACAAUUCCACGAAACACCAAGUUAGGCGUUAUUGAAAUCGCUCAGCAGAUUAUCGGAAAAGUAGCGUUAAAUACAUCAGAAAUUAAGCCCAUAGAAUCAAGAGAGCCUAUUGUAAUUUCGGAAGUCGACCCGGAAUUUCAUUUCAAGCACCGCUCUCUCAAUUAUUAA
Daphnia magna is the source of this 4052-nucleotide messenger RNA. RefSeq lists its product as uncharacterized. Lineage: Eukaryota; Metazoa; Arthropoda; Branchiopoda; Diplostraca; Daphniidae. The record is from RefSeq and is a predicted model, not a curated record. Gene Ontology annotation, molecular function: aspartic-type endopeptidase activity; zinc ion binding; nucleic acid binding. Gene Ontology annotation, biological process: proteolysis.